GAGUAAAAUUAUACAAUCAAGAUGGACAUUUUGAACCAGAAAUUUGAUAGCGAUGAGGAGGAUGAAGACUACAUCCCUGCUGAAGAAAAGGCCAAGAACAGUCAGAAAAGAUCAAAGAACUCUCUGCACCGAAACACAACCAAUUCCUCCACCCAAGAAGCAGCGGACACGAUGCAGGCACUUCGAGACAAGAAACAGAGUAAAGAAGUUGACGAUAUUUGGGAAAUGAUGAAGGCUGAAGAACAGACACAGCAGAAGAGGGAAGAUGGUAUAGGGGGGGUGAAAGAAGAUGAGGAUAAGAGAAGGAUUAAGAGAGCGAAGGAAGUUGAAGAAGAGAAGGUGGAGAGAGAAAAGGAAAAGAGGAAGGUGAAGAAGAUUGAUGAGAGUUCGAGUAUUGAUGAUGCAGCAGCACAAGCUCUUCUUGCAAUAAGAGCGAUGAAAUCUAAGAAUAAUGGAAACACUGUGAAAGAAAAAGUCACAUUUGCUGGAGGCUCAUAUGAGAUUGAGAGGGAAAAGACUGCAAAAGAUGUCAAGAGAGAAGAAAAGAUUAAGCAAAGAGAAGCUAAAGAAAGUGAUGGAUUUGAUCAACUGGUCAGCAACAUUGACAAUCUUGAUAAGAAGGUAAACUGACUUCAAAAGACAGAAAUGGAUUGGGAGAAGUAUACCAAAGAGAAAGGUAUUAAAGAAGACCUUGAGAAGAACAGGAAGGAUGGUCAUUUAGCCAAACAAAGAUUCCUUGAUAAAGUAAGCGACACUGAGUACUCUCAGAAGAAGACUGCUAUCAAAAACAGAGAGGAACAAAUCAGAAAUCGGGAUGCAAAAUAA
Molecule: messenger RNA, 825 nt
Organism: Moneuplotes crassus
Lineage: Eukaryota; Ciliophora; Spirotrichea; Euplotida; Euplotidae
Source: the annotation of a GenBank genome assembly